GACAGACAGACAGACAGACAGGCUGCUGCUCCAACACCCCCUAAAACAGAGUAUAAACAGAGGCUUCACAGAUGGGAGACUGACAACACACAAAGCGGCUGAUUCAGAAGAGCUGGUAGGGUGGAGCUGUGUAUACCUGGACAGGAGAGUGAUUCAAAAAUGGCGUCAUAGUCGGAUUUUAGAGUGCUUUCAUCGACAUAUAUUCACAUAGGUAUGAGCCAGCCGCCCCGUUCAAACCGGGGACACCGGGAGAGAAACGGAGACCACAGACACUACCGAGAGUCACACGAUGACAGGCGUUCAUCACCAGACAACAGGCGUUCAUCACCCGACAGGUCUUCCUCUCGACCCCCGUAUUACCCCAGAGAAGCUGACUCCCCUCCCAAACAUGUGCGGGAACGGGAAGUCCCUCGAGUGGAGCACAAUGAGUCCAAAUGCACACACAUUUGCUCCAGGAGAGGCAUCGUGCUGAUCUGCUCUGUGCUGACCAACAGCCUGGUCCUGAUCUGCCUGGUUGCAGCUCAGAUGGUGACAUCAGGCUUGUCCUCUAUGGGCGGGCUGGGCGGCUUCGACAUCAACUCCAACUUUAACCUGCAGGGCACCGAGCUGCAGAAGGUACGAGACCUGGACAUGCAGUACAGCCUGAUGAGGGCGCCGGGCCUCUAUGGUGGCAUCCCCUUCAGCCUGACCCUCGGGGUCCUCUCGCUGCUGUUUGUGGUCGCCGGGAACAAACCGCCCCACCUGAUGUCCCGGAAGCUUCUGUACGGAGCGCUGGUGUUUCAGGCGGUGGCCGCAGUGGGGUAUGUGGUGGCCGUGGGGCUCUACCUGCACUUUGUCAUUGGGGUGAACUCCACAGAUGUGUGUCAGCAGCGCGAGAGGCUGUACGCCCGGAACGGCUACACCUGGAUGAACUGCGAUGUGGGCGGGGCGGAUGCAGCCGUGGCUCUGUUUGGGCUCAUCACGGCCAUCCUGUACACCGUCGGCACGGUGCUCACCUUCCAGACGAUCCGGAGAGUGAAGCGCUACCUGGAGGAGCGGAAACGCAGAGAGGCAGAAAAACAGAAGGCCCGAGCCGAGGCACAGAGAGCGCCGCUGAGGGCUGAAACCACCUCUGUGUGAGAGGUCAGAGAAGGACAUCGGGGGUCUGUAUCACAAAUAAUUCUGGUUUCAUGAAGCUGGCUCACGUUUAACUGGGGUAGAUCACCAUGGAAACCUACGGUGCUCUGAAGCAGGUUAUGUUCAGACCAUCAGAUCAAAACUGGUCCAGCCACUGACAAAUCAGAACAUGUAGAUCAAGUAGAUCCUGACAUGGAUAAGAGUUUACAAUAAUGUGACGGUUAAUAAAGAGCAAUAGAGGCAUUUUAUAGGUUUUGCAUACUACGGAGACCCUAAAGCUCAUGCUAGAAAUAUUUUUUCCUCCUGUUAACUUAUCUUGCAAUAUCUUUACUUUUACUCUGAUCCAUAGAGGAAGGCACUGAUGUAAUAUAUAUUUGAUGUAUUAGUUACAGUCCCUAGCACCCUCUGCUGUGGGGCUCAGACACAAGUCUGGAUCAUUGCAGCUACUGUGUUAUGAUCGGCUGUUGCUUUGGUUGUUUACUAUGACUGUAGCCACGCACAUUAACAUUAACACUAACUACAUUGCAGGCGUUGUGUUUGUGCAGUGAAUUGACUAAUGUUGAAAUCCUGUGGCAACACAUCUGUGACUCAGGAGGCAGAGCUCCUGCGGUCAACAUAUCAAAGUGUCCUUGGGCAAGAUACUGAACCCCAAAUUGCUCCCGUUUGGCCAGCGGUGUGCGAGUGUAAUGUGGGCGCACAAGAUUGUGACUGAUGAUUAUCACGAUGCUUUCUGGAGCAGAAGCAAUAGAAACAGCUGCUUUUUCUAUGGAUCACGCAAAGGUUGCGCCGGUGAAAAGAUAUCCCACAUACUUUCGAAUGUAGAAGAAAUAAUAGUUUACUACACUAACACAACUCUAAAGAAUGAUGCUUAUAGCUGCCUAUUGUAUUAAAUUAUUUCAUGCUUUUACAUUUUUAUUCCAUCACUGCAGCUCAGGAUAACAUCUUGGUACUGCACUUCAAUAACAGCUUUGUGAUUUUUAUUGUGUUUAUUUAAUCUGGCUAAACAGCUGUCUAUCACCGUUUCAUCCCAUGUCAUAUCAAAUACUCAAUCUAUAGUUCUGAUGAUGUUGCACAUCAUUGGUUCUUCAGCUUUAGCUGAUCAGGAUCAUGUAUGUUCAGCUCAAAGAGAGCCAGACUAAAAUUACAAUUUCUUUGUAACAGGGGUCCAAUGUGGGAGGGAUUUCAUUUUCAAGUGAACUGUUUGUAUGUUGGAUUGUGUGAACUCAAGCCAGGAUUAAUAUAAAUGUUUUUAACAUGUAUAAUUAAUGUUUUUAUAUCAAAGUUUGACUUUAUAAUGCAACGUUCUUGAUACUGGGAAUGUACAAGAAUAUAUCUACUCAAAUUAAAUCUCUAACAAUGUGAUUGUAUUCAACUGUUGUGUUUAUGAUUACAAGUGCACAGAACAGCCUGUGGGGGGCACCAGAACUCUUUACAUCUCCGGCUGUUCUGCUCUGUCCCCUCCAGAGGCUUCCUGCCAGCCAUGACUUCACUGCUGCAUGUCCUCUCUGCUGUCACACAAUGGGACACGCAUACACAAAGGACACAGCAGUGAUGUAACUGGUGGACUGUUCAGUCCAAACUUAAUUACUAACAAAAGAAAUUCUCCAGAGUGAGGUAAUUACCCAAGUUCUAAUUUUACCAUUUCAGAAAACAAAGCGGUGAUUGUAUCACAGCGGCACUACAAGACAAUGUGCCAUUAGCGGAGACAAAUGCAGGUUUGUUGCUUCUUGUGCAUUUUCUUUUUAAAAUGUUUAAAAAGUAAAUGUCAAUUUAGAAACAUUUUAGUGGUAUGCACUCACUACAGCGAAGCCGUUUCAGUGUUGUGACGAGUUGAUAUAUCCGUCUCUAAGAUGCACUAAGUGAAUGAAUUAGUUUUAUUAUCAAUUAAAAUGAUUAGUCCAUUAA
Messenger RNA from Cottoperca gobio, 3021 nucleotides. RefSeq names its product MARVEL domain-containing protein 3. The transcript is spliced from 5 exons. Gene Ontology annotation, cellular component: membrane. Lineage: Eukaryota; Metazoa; Chordata; Actinopteri; Perciformes; Bovichtidae. Bases 214 to 1119 code for a protein of 301 amino acids. The record is from RefSeq and is a predicted model, not a curated record.